GAUAAGUUAUUAUCAAAUUGUAUCAUGGUAUCGGAGCUAAGGCUCUCAAAAACCUAGCCUCUCUUUUUUUCCGACCACCAUGGCAGCCCCGUCGGAUCCUUUGGCGUCCUUACCCUCCGGAAUAAAACUUUUGCUUCGGAGUCUCCACAACUUAAUCCCAGAAAAACUCACCGAAACAAAUUAUCCGGCAUGGUCUCUCAAUGUCCAGACAGCUCUUUCAGCUAAUCUCCUCCUUGGAUGGAUUGAUGGUCAUGAAGCAGCCUCGGAGCCAACUAUCUCCAAAAACGAUAAAACCGUCCCUAAUCCAGAGUAUACCUCCUGGACCAUCGUUGACACACAGAUCUGCGCCUGCCUCCUAGCGGUCAUCAGCCCCACCGUUCACAAACAUGCUCGCGGCUUCACCACAUCUGCUGCCCUCUGGGAUGCUUUGGCCGCACGGUACAACUCCGUGUCCACCGCUCAUGUUUAUCAGCUUCGGGACAAACUCCACACUCUUCGUAAAGGUACCAAAACUAUGACACAAUACCUUGAUGAUGUGGCAACUAUUCUCUCGGAUCUCGAUGCCUUGAAAGAAGAGAUCCCUGAACGUGAUGUGGUGAAUGCUGUUAUUCGUGGUCUUCCCACCAAAUCUCCCUUCUCUCANCCGUUCACAAACAUGCUCGCGGCUUCACCACAUCUGCUGCCCUCUGGGAUGCUUUGGCCGCACGGUACAACUCCGUGUCCACCGCUCAUGUUUAUCAGCUUCGGGACAAACUCCACACUCUUCGUAAAGGUACCAAAACUAUGACACAAUACCUUGAUGAUGUGGCAACUAUUCUCUCGGAUCUCGAUGCCUUGAAAGAAGAGAUCCCUGAACGUGAUGUGGUGAAUGCUGUUAUUCGUGGUCUUCCCACCAAAUCUCCCUUCUCUCACAACCAAUCAAUGGAAUGCACUCAUGGGACUCUUAAACGAGAAAGAUUCGGGUAUGGAAAGUAAAUUUUCAGGUAUGAC
Messenger RNA from Cuscuta campestris, 990 nucleotides. Lineage: Eukaryota; Viridiplantae; Streptophyta; Magnoliopsida; Solanales; Convolvulaceae. The record is from the annotation of a GenBank genome assembly.